AUGAUGCGGCCCACCCCGCCCGCCGACCACCCGGCCCCCGGCCCCCAGUUCACCCUCCCAGACGCCACCCCCAACCGCAGGCGAGGACGCCCCUCCACCCGCGGAGAAGCAGGCAUCACCCCCCCGCCAGAGAGCGGCUGGUGGGAGGACCGCGCGCCCAGCUGGCACAAGGAUGCCAUCCUCGGCGGCAAGUCGUCCAUGGACUUUCUCAUGGAGUGGUCCGAGGAGAUGAAGAACCAGGGCCACUACUACUGGAUGGGCGUGAGAGACGGCGGAAACUUGCAUCAAGGCGCCGCGAGGUUCAGAGACUACUUGUACUCCCAGCAUGGUCCUAUCAGGAGGUCUAGCAAGGCUAUCAGAAACAAGGUUGAGAACGUCAAGACCAAGUUCUUUGAAGCGCAAGAGUGGCUCAAGGAUCCUGGGGCUGACCACAUCACCAUGUCCAUCCCGGAUGUAGAGAAAAAGCUCAACAAGAUCUGCCGCAACUAUCGAUUCUGGGAGACAAUCUUUGUCGAAAACGCACCUAUGCUUGAUCCCUCUUCGCAAGUUGAAGGCCCGUCUAGCCAAGGUCCCCAUACUCUCAACCAAGCUCAGGCUGUCCCUCAGAAUCCCAUGCCGCUCAUUCGAGGGAUUCCAGGGUCUGAAAAUGCAGAGAUGGAGCAACCCGCUCCUCCUGUUCGCAACGUUCGACGCAGACUCAAUGAUGGCACCGCCGCUGCCGCUCCCGAAACCCCCACCUCGGUCGGCCGCAUUCCUCCUGCCGGCUAUCUCGAGCGAACUAGGGAAGAGCGCGAGCGCGAAAAGCACGACCUCGCCAAGAGACAGCACACCAUCGCCGCUGAGCAGCUCGAACUUGAAAAGAAGAAGGAGGCGAGAGAGGCGAGAAGAUUCCAGUGGGAGCAGCACAAGCACCUUGUCGAUACCGCGGUCAGGCUCCGGGAAUUGGACCUCAUUCCUGUGGAGGCCGGGUUGAUCAAGGCCAAGGCUUUGUAUGCUCAGGCUGCCGAUGAGGAUCAGGCCAACGCCAAUGUGUAG
Molecule: messenger RNA, 1035 nt
Organism: Cryptococcus wingfieldii CBS 7118
Lineage: Eukaryota; Fungi; Basidiomycota; Tremellomycetes; Tremellales; Cryptococcaceae
Exons: 4
Coding region: 1-1035 (344 amino acids)
Source: RefSeq, a predicted model, not a curated record